This is a messenger RNA of Anarrhichthys ocellatus (wolf-eel), 6272 nucleotides long. RefSeq names its product filamin A interacting protein 1-like. The record is from RefSeq and is a predicted model, not a curated record. The transcript is spliced from 6 exons. NCBI's taxonomy places the organism in Eukaryota, Metazoa, Chordata, Actinopteri, Perciformes, Anarhichadidae. The coding region runs from base 129 to 3821 and encodes 1230 amino acids.
GAGAGAGGAGCAAACGUUCAGUGAGGAUACCGCUUCAUCGGAGGCGGCAGGUUGAAGACACAGCCGGUGGCACUGCAGAGGCACAACAGCACAGUGGGCUACAUCUUCGCUGCAAGAGGUCGAGGAACAUGCGGUCCCGUAGCAACAGUCUGGAGGACAUAACCAAGGUCAAGGCGGCGCAGCAGCAGGCGGACACACGCAAGCGAUCUGUAGAGCGAGUGGAGCCCUCGGGAAGGGCCGAGCGCCGCAGUCGACACCGGGAGCCGCCGGACGACACCGGCACCAUUCAGCGGAAUCGCAAGACGGCCAAGAACAGCACCUGUGCUGGUGGGAGUGAGAGUGGGAGUAGCAGCGCCAGCGGAGCUGCGAAAGCAGGUCGGAGGGAGAAGGGCAGGGACCUUUCCCGAGAUGACCUCGUCUUUCUACUGAGCUUGCUGGAGGGAGAGCUGCAGGCCAGAGAUGAGGUGAUCACAGUGCUGAAGGCAGAGAAAAUGGACAUGGCCCUGCUGGAGGCCAAAUAUGGCUUUGUCACACCACAGACAGUCCUGCAGUCCCUGCAGAGGGACGCCAUCCAGGGCAAGGCUGACGUCUUCCAGGAGGACAUCUACGAGAGGCCCAUGGUCGAGCUGGACAAGUUAGUGGAGAAGCAGAGGGAGACGCACCGGCGGAUGCUGGAGCAGCUGUUGAUGGUGGAGCAGUCGCACAAACAGGCCCUGUACAAGCUGGAGGACGAGAAGAGGAACCACGGAGAGUUCAUGAAGAAGAGCGACGAGUUCACCAACCUGCUGGAGCAGGAGCGCGAGAGGUUGAAGCUGUUAAUUGAUCAGGAUAAAGCCUACCAAGAAAGAAAGGACGACGAGAACAACCAAAAGGUCACAAGUCUGAAGGAGGAGCUGACAAAACUCAAGUCGUUUGCAUUGAUUGUUGUGGAUGAACAGCAGCGUCUCACAGGGCAGCUGACUCAACAAACCGCAAAGGUCCAAGAACUGAGUGCCAGUGCAUCACAAGCCCAGGAGGAGCUCAGCUCAGCUAAUGCCCGUCUGCAGGAAGAGGAGCAAAAGGUCUUUCGCUUGGAGGCUGAGCUGCGUGACCAAGGCGGUCGAUACCAUCAGGAACAAGAGGCCAUGACUGCCAAAUUGACCAGCGAGGAUGCCCAAAGCAGGCAGAUGCGCCAGAAGCUGUCAACUCUCAGCAGGCAGCUUGAUGAGCUGGAGGAGACCAAAAAGACCCUGCGCCGAGCUGAGGAGGACCUGCAGGAGCUGAGGGACAAAAUUAGCCGUGGUGAGUGUGGAAACUCGAGCCUCAUGUCUGAGCUUGAAGAGUUACGGAAAAGGGUACUUGAAAUGGAGGGAAAGGAUGAAGAGUUGAUCCGAAUGGAGGACCACUGCCGGGACCUCAACAAGAAACUGGAGAAAGAGGCCAAUCAAAGCCGAAGCUUGAAGGCCGAAGUCGAUAAACUGAACCACAGAAUUAUGGACUUGGAGAGAUUAGAGGACGCAUUCAGCAAGAGCAAACAAGAAUGCAACUCACUCAAAAGUAACCUGGAGAAGGAGAGGACAGUGUCAAAGGUUCUGACCAGUGAGCUGGAAGUCUUAAAAGUCAGGGUCAAAGAACUGGAGGCUGCUGAAAGCCAACUGGGAAAGACAGAGCUGACACUGAAGGAAGAUCUAACCAAGUUAAAGACUCUGACAGUCAUGCUGGUGGAUGAGAGAAAGGCAAUGGCAGAGAAGCUCAAGCAAAUGGAGAACAAGGUCCAGAGCAGCACUGGCAAACUUCAAGCUGAACAGGACAAAGUUACGUCAGUCACAGAGAAGCUAAUUGAUGAGAGCAAGAAAGCACUGAGGUCAAAGGCUGAGCUGGAGGAGAAAAUGUGUAGCGCCACAAAGGAAAGGGAUGACUUGAAGGCCAAGUUGCUUGCUGAAGAGGAAAAGAGCAAUGAUUUGGAGUCUAAAAUCAAUAUGAUGACGAAAAGGUUGCAGUCGCUUGAGAACAUAGAAAGAGAAUACGUGAGAAGCAAAGCUAAAGAGGAGAACAUCAAAACACCCAUUGCUAACCGCUUCCAACAAGAAGACAACAAAGUAAAGGAUUUGACACAAGAGGUUGAGCGCCUCAGACGCAAAUUAAAGGACAUGAAGGUGGUAGAAGGAGACCUCUUGAAAACAGAGGAGUUUGAAUCACUGGAGAAAAGAUUCACCAAUGAACAAGAGAAAGGUAAAGCCUUGAUGGAGGAGCUGGAAAUAUCCAGAAAAGAACUUUCAAAGUACCAACUGGCUGAGAAGAAAGAGUGCAACCAAGAGCAUGUUCUUUAUAAACGCUUGAAGGACGAGGAGGCAAAGUCUAGUCAUUUGACCAGAGAGGUAGCAGCUCUGAAAGAGAAGAUCCAUGAAUACAUGGGAACAGAGGAGUCCAUUUGCCACAUGAAAACUGACCACACUACAAUCCAGAGGAAACUGACCCAGCAGGAGGUCAGAAACAAAGAACUGGCCAGAGAAAUGGAGACACUCACGAGAGAGCUUGAGAGAUACAGGCGCUUUAGCAAAAGUCUUCGCCCCGGCAUGAACGGAAGGCGCUUUUCAGACCUUCAUGUUUCUACCAAGGAAGUUCAAACAGAGCCACUUGACGUCAUGUCUCCCAGCUGUAAGACAGCCCCACUGGAACGUGCUGUGGUUAACGGGAAGCUGUACGACGAGAGCGAACCUGAAGAUAACGCAAAUUACAGCAACGAGAUUCAGCUCACCAAAUGCAGCCCCGCACUGAUUACUAACGUAAAUAAUCUAAACAACUUGAGAAGAGCCCGAGUCCCGUUCCUGAAAAACAAAGACACGCCCCAUCAGGUGAACGGUAAAGUGCAACCACGACAGAACGGCAACCACGUUCAGUCGGGAGAUGUUGUGUUGACCCACAGUCCUGGGCAGCCUCUGCACAUUAAAGUGACUCCUGACCACGGACAUAACACAGCAACCCUAGAGAUCACCAGCCCGACCACAGAAAACACCCAGUCAUUCACCAGCACUGCCGUCAUACCCACAAGUGGAGGUCCACCCAAACAGAGAAUUACCAUCAUCCAGAAUGCUUCCAUAUCCCCUACUGCGAAAUCCAUUUCCCCCAAAUCUAAAGGUUCCCCAAUCUCUGACGAACUGUGUUCACCAGAUAGGGCCCUAUCACCUUUCACUAUGGCUACAUACUCGAGAGCAAUGACUCCAGACUCUUGUGGCUCUGUAACACCAGACAGAGCAAUGUCACCUAUACAAAUUGUGUCGGUCACGACCGGCACCCCUGAGCGCUCCCUCUCCACGGAGCCAGUGGAGGUUCUUGGAGGGCACGCCAUCUUCCGCGUGACCCCGGAAAGGCAAAGCAACUGGCAGGUCCAGAGGUCUAACAGCUCUGGGGCAAACGUCAUCACCACGGAGGACAACAAAAUCCACAUUCACUUAGGGACCCCCUUCAUUCAGAGCAUCAGCACACCGUCGCAAACACCGAGUCCAUGCCACACACCUGGACUCCAGGAGCAAAGGACUCAGGUGCUUGCAAAUUGCAGUACUUCUACUGCAAAGGGCAACAGCAAAAUCACAAGUAGCAUCACGAUUAAGCCCACCUCCACCCCAAUCCAAAGGCCAUCACAAAUUACAAUACCUCCAGAAGCAUUCCGACGACCGGGACCUACGAGAAUCCCCAAACCGAAGGGCUACGGCUCCCAGAAAGGGACAAACAGCACGGCAGCAAACGUGGGGCCGCAGAGCAAGAGUCAGCCGCCAGCCGCUCAUCCAGCCACUGGGAAAGAGCAGCACAAAUCAACAACAACAACGACAACCCAAAUCUAGUUAACCGCAAACUGUGACAACAGUGAUGCUUUUACAGACACCAGAAUAUUGUAAAAGGUCAGUUUACAUCAUCCUCAUAGUUACAUCAGAUAUUAAACUGAAUUAUAAAUGAUAUAAAAAAUAAAAUAGUCAAUAAUCAUAUUCAAUUUCAAACUAUCAAAGUACUGUUUCACUAUUACCUAAUCCUCAUCUGUGGUGCUCUGAAGACUGCAACAUACAACAAUGCUUUGUGUCGAUGUUCAAUGUGCCCACAUUGUAUUAGCCGUUAAUAAACCUACACAACAUUUUAGAAAGUAGUUCCAAUGUCACAGAUUGGUGUGAAGAUGUCACCGUGAUCAAAACAAAGUAAACUGAAGAGUAAUACUAGAACAUUAGGUAUGUUAUAUGUUGUAUCGUCAGCCUUUGUAUUGAUCUUUAAGUACUGUAUCUGUUGAGGUGUGCUGAUAAUGACUCAGCCAUUCAUCUAAUCUCUAAGGAUGGAUCACGUGGAGGUUUCUUUAAAUAGGUGGCAAUAAUGUACAUACGUGUAUAAGUGAUGUGUUGUAAUGCAGUUACAUGAUAGUGAUAAUAUCCGAAAUGUGACAUUAGUGUUAUUUUUGGUUAUCAAUAAAGACUUUUUAUACCUGGAAAAGAAAGAUGCUACUUGUGAUGCUGGGAUUGUUGAGCUAAUGUUACUGGUUUAAUGUCAAAGGAAUGAAUGCAUGACGUGAUUACAUUAAAAGCAAAACCCACAAUAUUCUCAGUUUACAGUAAGUACGUGUGGAGUUUUAUUACACAAAGCUACUCAACACAAAAGACAAAACAAAACAAGAUCGGCAAACAUAACUCAAACGACUUUCUAACAUCCAACGCGAUCACACAUCAACAUACUGUAAAACAACAGGUUCACGAUGCAACAAUUUAAAUGAGCAACAUCAGCCGUACUGUCAAAGUAUUUUGAUGUAUUUAUCUGUUUUCGCAACAGUAUUGUGUUGAAGUAUAAAAGGACAAAUGUUGAUUUUUUCUUUACAAUCCCUAGACGAGGUUAAACAUGUCUAGCUGAUGCCGAGUCAACACAGUUCUUCAGUUAUUGAGCCACGCGUGCAGAAUCAGGAGAUGUAGGUAUAGAGAUGUAUAUAAUGAACAAGAUACUGGUUUACAAGUACUGUAAUGUGUUGCACCUUCCAGCUGAUAAAAAGCAGGAUCGUGCAAAAUGUGAUAAAAUUCUUGCAAUUUUCCAAAUAUUGCAAAUGCAAAAAAAAGACCAUAUUCCAUUAUGCUAAUGUUAAGUAAUUAUUGUGACAACAGGAAUACUCUGCUCAUAAUCUAAACUACAAUCUGAAUACUUUUCAGGUUAAAGUGAGACACUCAGAACACCAGUGGCAGGAGGGCUACGUGUGUGCUGUGGACAAAUAACUGCCGUUUGAUAUUUCCUAAAAACAUUUUUUUAACUUAUCAUGUAAAAAAAGGCAAACAGUGGCGUCCAAACCUCUUCUUGUCUUGCCGGUGUUUCGUCGUCACGGCGCCGUCACUGGUGUCCAGUCAGAGCAGAGCUUGUGGCUGAACGCAGCACAGACAGGAAGUGCUCUCUCUCCUCUCCUCUUUCUGUGGCACAAACCCAAGAACGACAAGGACCCUCCAGGACAAAAGCAUGACGCACAUCUACAGAGAAAGACAUUAAUAAUCCUUUAACGUGGCAAAGGUUAUCAAAAACACCAACGACGUUAUUAAUGACACACUGAAGAUUACAGAAAAGAAUGAAAGCCGAGGCAACAUUCAACACACAUCGUAUUCUUUAAAUGGUACAAACUCACAGCGCGAGUGUGUGAUCGCUCUGACAGCCAGGCUGGAGAGAGCCACAGAGGCCAUGAAAGUGUGUGUGCUCCGGUGAGCCAACGUGAACGGUGUGUGAUGCACGUUUCGCCGCGUCAGCACCAGAGCGUCGUUGAACAGAAACAGGCCCACAUCAGACACCUGCUCGAAGGUCCUAAUCAUGCACACAAACAGGAAAAAAAAACGUCUUGGUUAGAUUUACAAUCUGUAGUGAUGUAAUAUAAAACAUACAGUGUUUGAUUGUGCAAAGGUUUCCCGAUGUAUGCGUCAUUAGAAAGUGCUACUUAAGCAAUAAAGUGCUUAACAAGAAAAAGUAAAUAUCAAAAAAUAUCAUAUCAAACAUCUACUAAGUCAAUACAAAUACAAAUCACCACACACCUGAGUGAUUCAGGAAUCUGUUCAUCAGGGCUCCUGAGUAAAGCAGCAUCCUGUGUUAUUAUCAGCUGCCUGUUUCCUUCACUGAGGCUCUACACACACACACCAUAUUAACAUAAAAAUACUUCAACAUGUUAGUUUUAGAUGUUGUUUUGAGAGCGUGGGGAAAAAGAGGGAGCUGUGAUUUUACCGGACAGCCUUGGAUCAUCUGCUGCGUUUCCUCCAUCAGUCUGUCUCUCUCUGAGUUACGCUUCAACUGAAACA